AUGGCGCACCCUAUAGCCUCUCAUGAACGCAGUCUGCACACCAUGAGCCAGGACUUGGCUUUUGUAGAAGAGCGCCUAGUUCGCGCCCUGCAAAAGCCCCAAAUGGACCAUUCGCUGACGCAGACCCUCGACCGGCUGCGGGCGUUGCGGGAAAUGGUCGCGGCCAUUCAGGCCAAGCACUCGGAGGUGACCUCCCUGUGGGAUAGCAUAGCAGCGGCGGCUCGCAGCCAGGCCUGCUGCUUGCAGUACCUGCAGACUUUACAGGCGGUGGCGGAAGCAAACGGCUGCUCGCAGCAGCAGCCAGAGGAGCUGUGCGCGUCAGCUGAGGAGUUUGCGAAGUACUUUUGGUCGAGAGAUUUUUCUAUGGACAGCAGCCAGCCGUACCUGCCUACGCUGUCUUUCGCCGGUAGCAGCUUCAGCAGCAACUUGGCGCUGUUGGGCGCCGGGCAGGAGAGCCCGUCUAUGCAGGGAAUGAGAGGUUCCGCAGGGCCGGCGAAGGAGCCGGAAUGCUCCUGA
Eimeria tenella is the source of this 516-nucleotide messenger RNA. RefSeq lists its product as uncharacterized. Lineage: Eukaryota; Apicomplexa; Conoidasida; Eucoccidiorida; Eimeriidae. The transcript has 6 exons. The record is from RefSeq and is a predicted model, not a curated record. Bases 1 to 516 code for a protein of 171 amino acids.